Messenger RNA from Colletotrichum chrysophilum, 792 nucleotides. RefSeq lists its product as uncharacterized. The record is from RefSeq and is a predicted model, not a curated record. Lineage: Eukaryota; Fungi; Ascomycota; Sordariomycetes; Glomerellales; Glomerellaceae. Bases 1 to 792 code for a protein of 263 amino acids. The transcript is spliced from 2 exons.
AUGGCAGGUAGCGAUCACCCAAACAUCAGUCUUCUGAUGUCAAAGAAGCAGCUCAGCCUCUUUCAGGCCAACAAAGCAGUUGAUGAGUUCUUCGACUGGAAGCAGCACCACAAGAGAGAGUCCCUUCCCGGUCUGACCGGUGUUCUCAUCCAGCGCGUGUCUGUCAUCCUCAGCGAGUGCCCCAAGCACUUUGACCUUGAUAGCAGCCUCAUGAGCGCUCUGCUGAAGUGGGUUGCUAUCUACAGCAAGCUGCGCAACGGAUCCGAGGACAACUAUGAGAGCGGCCUCAAGAAGCUGGUGUACUCCAUCUUCGCUAAUGCUGAUUGGAUCGUUUCCCACGACAGCGAGGAGGGUGUCAUCAAGCGUCAGUUCAACAAGUUUGAGAAGGCCAUGAACCAGCACGAGAAGACUAGCGAGACCUGGGUUGAGACCGCAGCCAAGUACGGCGCUCAGGAGUGGCAGCUGCGCCGCGACCAGCCCCGGCUUGAGGAAGCCCGCCUCAAGCAAGCCUUCCCCCGCAUGACUGCUCUGGGCGCCAUGGAGGCCACGAAUGGAGAGAUCAUAGACAAGACGGGCCGCUUGCAUCGCGACGUGAACAAGGAGAAGGACAAGACCGAGAUGCUUCUGACGGAGGAGGGAUACAGACUCGAUUUCCAGUACGACUUUGGAACCAUGACUCCGGUUUCCUACUCGGACGAUGAGGGAUACGAGGGAGUGCACUACAACGUCCCUGGUUGCUCGAAUGGUGGAAAGGAGAUUGCCUGCUUGAUGGGAAAGAAGGCGGCUCAGUGA